Messenger RNA from Odontomachus brunneus, 689 nucleotides. RefSeq lists its product as uncharacterized. The transcript has 5 exons. The coding region runs from base 1 to 474 and encodes 157 amino acids. Lineage: Eukaryota; Metazoa; Arthropoda; Insecta; Hymenoptera; Formicidae. The record is from RefSeq and is a predicted model, not a curated record.
AUGCCAACCAGCACGCUGCUAGCGCUUUUGGGAAAGUGCGAGAAAUUUCGGGGUGAUCCGAAAUUAAUGAAAAUAAUCAGAGAAAUUCUGAUAUUUCGACGAGAUUUUGAGGAGAACAUCGAAGACGUGUGGGAUAUUAUCGCCGACGUGAUAUCCUACAACGGUCAGUCAGUCUUAAUCCGGGAGUCCUACAAGUCGGUUGUGCUACCUACUACACGACGUGAACAGUACACUCAUCCCUAUUUAGGAUCCAUACCUAGUGAAGCCAGUGAUGCAAUUUUGACCUGCGAGCGGAUCCUCCGACAUUCCGGGUUUAGCCCUUCCGGCCUCAGGACACGCCGUGCCGGACGCAAGGUCCAGCGACGCUUAUACAAUCGACUAUACGCGCCCGUACGCGCAAGUGAUAACACUUUAAUCGGAAUAGAAUCCCCGCUACAUCCCGUUCCCAACAAUCCUACCGACUCACCAAAGUGACGACGCCGUAUCCAAACUUGCCUCCGCUUGAUAUUCCGGAGAGUGACCCACGAAGGUAACGAUAUAUGGAAAUCUGAGCGGAGCUGUUGUAUACGCACGGGAGCGCCACGCCCGACCACUGGCACCAGGAACCUGAGGUAAUCAUUCUGGAGUAAGGCCACCGCCACCAGGAGCUUGCAGCAACCACCUGGGAUCACUUCUCACCUGGGGAACGC